Messenger RNA from Heterobasidion irregulare TC 32-1, 702 nucleotides. RefSeq lists its product as uncharacterized. The transcript has 4 exons. The record is from RefSeq and is a predicted model, not a curated record. NCBI's taxonomy places the organism in Eukaryota, Fungi, Basidiomycota, Agaricomycetes, Russulales, Bondarzewiaceae. Bases 341 to 565 code for a protein of 74 amino acids.
AUGCCUGUGCCCGUGCCACCCACUCCGCGUCCGCUCACACCAUCCGCCACUAGUGGCCUCGACGGAGGCAAUUCUCCAUGCCCAUGCCUCGUCAAGGGCGUGUGGCCCACCUACCACGGCGUAUGUAUGUCGCCGUCCCUCUCCUCGCUGACGGUGCGUAGAAUAUAUAUAACAUCGCCGGCAAGUCCACAAUCCUGUGGCAUGGAUCAACGAUAAUAGUCAUGACCCACACUCACAUGGGCAUGGCUCAGUUAGCGAGGGUCCUAACACGACCCUACGCAUAUAAGCAUACAAAACUCAAGACAAUAUAAAAAUAAAGAAGGAUAAUGGGAAAUAUUAGAUGCCAUCGUGGCUUUCGAGCCCGCCCCUCGGGGCGGCCUGCGCUGCAUUACACACAGGAGGUCCAGCUCGCGCAUCGGUUGGAUCCCGUUGUAAGACGCUCUCCGCUUGCAGGGUGCGGUCGGGCCCCACCGUCCCAAGGCUAGGGAAAGGCGGGUGGUAUUGGAGCCGGUGCCUUCGGGGCCGCGUGACCGCCCCCGGUGGACCCACCUUGGUCGACGGGUGAGCUAUGGAGAGUCGUGGGUCUGGCCUCUAGGUGGCGGCAAGGGCGCCGGUGGUUGCAGCGACGGGGAUCAUACGGCCUCGCGUUGUGUCCCAGGCGUAAGUUCGUGCCUUGGCUGCGAAACACGCCGGGUGGGCACC